CUUUUUAUUUGUUGUCACUCUCUUCUAGUUCUAGUUGUAGUAGCCCUCACCCCACCCUAUUGCUUGCUCUAAAUAUCCUUUAAUCUGUAGGAGUGAAGUAUGGUAUGGUAAAUAUAUAUAACUACCAAAGAAAGCAGCUUCUAACUACACUCCAAAAACCGGCCUCGGAUUGCCAGAUUUAAUCAUAUUUCCAAAUUACAUAGCCGGCACCUACAUUAAUUCAAACAAGACAAGAAAGAAACAAUGAUUGUCUCCCCCCUUUUCUUGCCUAGUUACUCUCACACCCCUUCAAAGGUCAAAUCUUGAUUGAUUUCGGAGAUGGGUUUGUCAGCUUUACUAUGCAUUUUGGCUGUUUUGUGUUGGAAUGGAGUUGAAGGGUACGAUACUGGGAGUGGUGUUGUUGAUGGGAAAUUGAAUGUGCACUUGGUUGCUCACUCCCACGAUGAUGUGGGCUGGCUCAAGACAAUCGAUCAGUACUACGUUGGCUCCAACAACUCUAUUCAGGGUGCGUGCGUGGAGAAUGUUCUGGACUCGGUUGUUGUCUCUUUGCUUCGUGAUCCUAAUAGGAAGUUCAUUUUUGCUGAGAUGGCAUUUUUCACUAGAUGGUGGGGAGAGCAAAGCCCAGAAAUUCAACAAGUAGUAAGAAAGUUGGUCGAUGCAGGCCAGUUGGAAUUCGUGAACGGAGGAUGGUGCAUGCAUGAUGAAGCAACUACUCAUUAUAUCGACAUGAUUGACCAAACAACUCUAGGCCAUCAGUUGAUAAAGAGUCAAUUUAAUACAACUCCUCGUGCUGGAUGGCAGAUCGAUCCCUUUGGGCACUCUGCAGUGCAAGGUUACCUUCUAGGGGCUGAGCUAGGAUUCGACUCUAUUCAUUUUGCUCGAAUUGAUUACCAAGAUAGAGCAAAACGCAAGGGAGAUAAAUCUCUUGAAGUCAUAUGGCAGGCUUCAAGGACAUUUGGGUCCUCUUCUCAGAUAUUUGCAAAUGCAUUUCCUCGUCAUUAUAGUGCACCUGAUGGUUUCAAUUUUGAAGUCAGCAAUUCCUUUGAUCCUGUCCAGGAUAAUCAUCUCCUGUUUGACUUUAAUGUCGAGCAACGUGUUAAUGAUUUCAUUGCUGCUGCCAUGACUCAGGCUAAUGUUACUAGAACUAAUCAUAUUAUGUGGACUAUGGGAGAUGACUUCCAGUAUCAAUAUGCUGAGUCUUGGUUCAAGCAGAUGGACAAACUCAUACAUUAUGUGAAUAAGGAUGGUCGGGUUAAUGCAUUAUAUUCCACGCCAUCCAUAUACACAGAUGCGAAAAAAGCUGCCAACCAAGCAUGGCCUCUCAAACUCGAUGAUUAUUUCCCAUAUGCAGACAGCGCCAAUGCCUACUGGACUGGCUUUUUCACAAGUCGCCCAGCCCUCAAACGAUACAUCCGUUUGUCGAGCGGAUUUUAUAUGGCAGCGCGUCAACUUGAAUUUCUGGCGGGAAAGAGAUCACAUGGUGCUAAUACGGACAGCUUAGGUGAUGCUUUAGGUAUUGCACAGCACCAUGAUGCUGUUACUGGUACUGCUAAACAACAUACCACGAACGACUAUGCAAAACGUUUAGCUAUUGGAUCCUCAGAGGCAGCAGCUGUGGUAAAUUCAGCUUUGUCGUGUCUGAUUGAUUCAAAGUCGAAUGGAAACUGCACUGCAUCUACUUUGAAAUUUAACCAGUGCCAGUUACUGAACAUAAGUUACUGUCCAUCAACAGAAGACGAUGUUCCCAAUGGGAAGAGUUUGGUUAUUGUCGCAUACAAUUCACUCGGAUGGGGCCGUACUGAUAUUAUCAGGAUCCCGGUUAAUGAUCAUAAUCUUGUUGUCAAAGACUCAUCAGGGAAUGUUGUUAAGUCUCAAUACAUAGAAAUGGAUAGUGUGACAGAUGAACUGAGAAAAUUCUAUCUUAAGGCAUAUCUUGGGAUUUCGGACACUAGUGCUGCCAAAUAUUGGCUCGUCUUUCCGGCAUCUGUGCCACCUUUGGGCUGGAACACUUACUUCAUCUCUAAAGGGACUCAAAAGGGAAGGAGGCGAAAAUUUUCUACCAGGGACGUUGCACAGAAUGAAACUAUUGAAAUUGGACCAGGAAACUUGAAACUGUCAUUUUCCACCACAUCGGGGCAACUUACGCGCAUUUUCAAUUCUAAAACAGGAGUCGAUAUACCUGUGCAACAAAGCUAUCUGUGGUAUGCUUCGAGUCCGGGAGAAGCUGAUCCUCAGGCUUCUGGUGCUUACAUUUUCCGUCCCACUGGAUCACUUCCUUCGGUUGUCUCUAGAUCAGUUCCGUUGAAGAUCAUUAGAGGGCCACUAGUUGAUGAAGUUCAUCAGCAAUUUAACUCGUGGAUCUACCAGAUCAUUAGAGUCUACAAAGACAAAGAUCAUGCUGAAUUUGAAUUUACAGUUGGCCCAAUCCCCACAGAUGAUAGUAUCGGGAAAGAGGUUAUCACGAGAUUAUCUGCUAAUAUGGCCACUGAUCAAGUGUUCUAUACCGAUUCCAAUGGCAGAGACUUUCUAAAACGCGUUAGAGAUUACAGAGCCGACUGGCCUCUCACAGUUACUCAACCUGUUGCGGGCAAUUAUUAUCCAAUAAAUCUUGGGAUCUUCGUGGAGGAUAAGAAAUCAGAAUUGUCAGUCCUUGUUGAUCGGGCCACGGGAGGAUCCAGCAUCAGUGAUGGAGAAAUCGAGUUGAUGCUGCAUAGGCGCAUUCUCAAAGAUGAUUCGAGAGGAGUAGGCGAACCCCUUGAUGAAAUUGUGUGUAUCAACAACAAUACAUGUGAAGGACUCACGGUUCGAGGAAACUAUUAUGUCAGCGUGGACAAGCUUGGAUCUGGAGCACGUUGGAGGCGAAGAGCAGGCCAGGAGAUCUAUUCGCCACUUGUGUUAGCCUUUUCACACGAGGAGUCGGAGAAAUGGAGCUCGUCUUAUCAGGUGGAUGGAAGUUCCAUGGCAUCAAACUACAGUUUGCCUUUGAACGUUGCACUGAUUACUCUCCAGGAGAUGGGAGACGGAAGUGUCCUCCUCCGUUUGGGAAAUCUGUAUGAGGCUGGUGAAGAUCCUGACUACUCAAAAGUUGCCAAGGUUGAGCUAAAGAAAAUGUUUAGUGGCAAAACGAUAACAAAGAUCAAGGAAACGAGCUUAACAGCGAAUCAAGACAAGUCGGAGAUGAAGAGGACGACAUGGCAAGUGGAAGGCACGGAACAGAAUGAGGCUGCUGCUCCGACUAGAGGUGCUUCGGUGGAUGCAGCUACUCUUGUUGUCGAAGUUGCUCCUAUGGAGAUCCGGACCUUCAUCUUAACCUUCUGAAACGAGACGACACGACAAACAAGUUGAUUAUGAUAAUGGAAAGCAGCAUUUGCUCCUUUGCUUGAACUUCUUAAAUAACACCAGCUGCUGUCAUUUCUUCCCAGCUGAACAAAUGAAAAAACAAAAAAAGAAUCAGCAAAAAAUAAAGGGGAAGGAGUUGUUGCAGCACUGGUUUUUCAUCUGUAAUUUGAAACACUCUUGUUUGGUGUUAGUCUUGAACUUGCAUUUUGCAUAUAUAUUGAUUUUAGCUGUUUUGGGUUGGUUUUCUAAA
Messenger RNA from Salvia hispanica, 3589 nucleotides. RefSeq names its product Glycosyl hydrolase family 38 protein. Lineage: Eukaryota; Viridiplantae; Streptophyta; Magnoliopsida; Lamiales; Lamiaceae. The record is from RefSeq and is a predicted model, not a curated record. Gene Ontology annotation, biological process: mannose metabolic process. Gene Ontology annotation, molecular function: alpha-mannosidase activity; carbohydrate binding.